AGUGUAACCCCCUCAAAAUGGAAAUAUUCUGAAAGUUUAUUGCUAUAAUGAGGGUUUGAUGUAUUCUCUCCUUAAGAUCUUUAUUAAACUAUAUGUAACAUGAAACUAUUAGACAUAAUUUAAAGUCAAAGUCAUAUUGUUUUCCCAAAGAGUAUUAUGCAUGAGAACUAAUUCUUAUAGGUCUUGUUAACCCAGAACUUCCUGUGUGACUUUUCUCAUGAAAUUGGCCCCUAUUUCCUCAUUUCCCAUUUCUCACUUUAGAGAAAUAAAGAGAUUAUGAAAGUGAAGACCUAUUUCCCUCUGUAUUAUAAUCUUUCAACAGCUUAAAGAGACUGAAAUCAAGCAAGCAAAUGAAAAAGACAAUGUUUUCUUUGCAUCACAUCUUUCUUUGGCUUGUCAUAAGGGCAGGAGUCAAAGGAGACUCUGAACUGUCAGGCUGUCCUACAAAAAGCUCCUGGAGAUAUCUUGCAAGGAGUGGAGAGAAGUUUUUCUUAUUCUGUGAUGUUCCUAGACGUGGUCGAAUUUCAAAGAAAGACAUUUGUGGUAAAACUCGGUGCCACGAUAUCAGCUGUUCCUCUGAUGUUCGGUGGUACAAACAUCCUCAAAAUGGAUCACAACCAUAUGCUAUUCUGAAUGAGCACUCUCAUAUCACGUGGGAAAAUCAUUUGCUUCAGUUUUCACCAGUUGGGAUCAAGGAUGCUGGUUUCUACAUUUGUACUUUCAAGUAUGAACCAAAGUUUGAGGUGGAAAACAGGCAAUCCAGGGGAAUAACCUGCUUCCUUAAUAUAACCUUAGAAGUUCAGCCAAAAGAAAAGACUCCCUGUUUGGACUCUGUCAAAAAUGAGCUAUUCCUUCUCAUUGGUAGCACUGAUAGAGUUCCUUGUCCUGGGAUAAACUGUGAGAGAGAUAUCCAAAGCGAAGUGACAUGGUACAAGGUAAGAAUGAAGUGUGUCACCAAGUGUCAUCAAGUACAGAACGCAAGCAUCCUUCUCAUAAUGUGUGACUUAAGUACUUCAAACCAAAUUCCACAGCCUGAUUCUCCAGCAGACUCCUCAGUAGACUUGAGUUCUGUGAAAAAUACGUCAUCCAAGCCAACCAUCCUUUAUCCAACAGUUGAUAUGCUCACGUUGGAAGUAGAACUUGGAAAGCCAUUGACUCUUGACUGCAAAGCACAGUUUGAGUUUGAAAGAAAUUUCAACCCUGUGAUAAAAUGGUUCGUUGAUGAUCCUGGGCUUAACAGGAAAGAACUAAGAGAAGGAAACAAAAGUAUUGAAAAUGAUGUGGAACAGAAAACUAUACACUUCAUUGCUCACUUGAAGGAAGUAACUAAAAAGGAUCUACAAAGGAAUUUUAUAUGUUUUGCUCAGAAUUCUGUGGGGAAUACUACACUAACCAUCAAGCUGAAACAGAAAAAAGGAGUGCUUUUCACAUAUAUACUAUUUGGCACCACUAUAACACUGGUGGCAAUCCUGAUGACAAGUGCAUUGACUUAUCGUUACUGGAUUGAAAUAGUCCUUCUAUACCGAACUUACCAAGCAAAGGAUGAAACUCUAGGAGAUAAAAAAGAAUUUGAUGCCUUUGUAUCCUAUGCUAGAGAUUCCUUUGGUGAUCUGGACUCCUCAUCUCUGAAUGAGGAAAGCUUCGCAUUGGAUUUACUCCCUCAAGUGUUGGAAAACAAAUAUGGAUACACCUUGUGUUUGUUUGAAAGGGAUGUGAUCCCAGGAGGAGCUUACACAGAAGAUAUCGUGAAAAUCAUCAAACAGAGUCGGAGAGUCAUCUGUGUCCUUAGCUCCAGUUAUGUGAACAACCCCAGUGUCUUUGAACUGCAAGCCGCAGUCAAUCUUGCCUUAGAAGACCAAACAUUGAAACUCAUUUUAAUUAAAUUCUCUCCCUUCAAAGAGCCAGACUCUUUACCCCAACGAGUGAGGAAAGCCCUUAGUGUCCUCCCUACGAUCACCUGGAAAAAUUCAAAAUCAGCGCCUCCAAAUUCCAGAUUCUGGAGCCGCAUCCGCUAUCACAUGCCAGUGAAAAACUGCCGGAAAUUAGGUAGUCAGGGGUUCCAUUUUUUCCCAAGAAUUUUCUCAGAGGAAAUAGAAAAAGAAAAAGAAACAAGAACGAACAACGUGUCCAACCACUAGGGGGCGCUACUGGCUCAAGGAACGUUAAAGUCUGAAGAGCUGCCUCCUGCCUUCCCGCGGGAUUGGAGGCUUUCCUACCGGUCAGUGCUAGAUCUGCGGAAAUAGCACCAAGCUUAGGACAGCACUGUACAACCUUGGACUUCCUUCACAGGACUGGAGAAGAGGAGCUUUCCCCAAACUCCAUGGUGCCCAUCAUCCAAGGGUCUUUGGAUUUUCUUCCACUGAUAAGGGAAUGGAUUCAAGAGCAGAAAAAGAGAAUACAAAAGUUCAGCUCUGUCCUGUAUGUUGCCAUUUAAAGUGAUAAGUAGAUACAACGUCAUACGUGACUUUUUUGUCCGCAACAAAAUUAAACGAACGUUUUGCAGGGAUAUGAAAUGGCAAUGACCCUGGCUGAAGGUUUCUGGGGAAAGCUAGGGCUCAUUGCUCCACAGCCAGCUCUGGGGUGUUCGGGAGGAAGGGGUGUGGAUGGGGGAGCAGAUGGAUGUGACCCCAAGACAGAGCAAGGACUAGACUGGCCUUAAAUACCAGAGACAGUAACUAACAGGAUGGGCAGCUAAGACGGCAGAUGUGAUACUAGGGAGAUGGCAUGGUGUAGUGGAAAAGACUAGGAGAAAGACUAGACUAGGAGAAAGAAGAUGGAGGUUGUAUUCUCAAGUUGGCCACUAAGUUGUUUUUAAAGUUAGUCACUUGGGGGCUCUGUGGAUUGAGAGCCAGACCUAGGGACAGGAGAACCAUAGUUCUAAAUCUGGCCUCAGACAUUUCCUAGCUGUGUGACCCUAGGCAAGUCACUUGACCCCCAUUGCCUAGCAUUUACUGCUCUUCUGCUUUGAAACUAAUGCACAUUAUGGAAAAUAAAGAUUUUAAAUAAAUAAAGGUAGUUACUACACUUCUCUGGACUCAGUUUCUUCAUCUGUAAAAUGAAAAUUAGAUUAUGUAAGUGAAAAGGGCACUUUCAGUUCUGAGAUUUCAUGAUUUCAUGAACAUGAAUGCCAGGAUUAAGACAUGGAGAGCAGAGGAAGGCAGCAAGGGGUGUG
Molecule: messenger RNA, 3172 nt
Organism: Monodelphis domestica (gray short-tailed opossum)
Lineage: Eukaryota; Metazoa; Chordata; Mammalia; Didelphimorphia; Didelphidae
Source: RefSeq, a predicted model, not a curated record